Messenger RNA from Limulus polyphemus (Atlantic horseshoe crab), 464 nucleotides. Its product is annotated as ELMO domain-containing protein 3-like. The annotation marks the transcript as partial. The record is from RefSeq and is a predicted model, not a curated record. The transcript is spliced from 5 exons. Lineage: Eukaryota; Metazoa; Arthropoda; Merostomata; Xiphosura; Limulidae.
GUAAUGAUCCAGCAACUGAUUUGAGAGGAACAGGAUUGUUAGGGUUGUUGCACUUGUUGUACUUCAUUCUUGACAGUUCUACUGCAGCAACUGCAAAGAAAGUCUACCAAAUCUCUCAGGAUGAAAUACAGAACUUUCCUUUUUGUCUGAUGAGCAUCAGUAUGACAAGAAUAGCUCUUGAGGUACUUCGAGAAGAACUACUAAACAAAGAAUGUAAUCAGAGAAACCAAGUGAUGUUAGUGGUGAAUGAGUUUUAUGCAGGGACCUUCUUUCACUUAUAUCAAACAUGGAAGAAAUACCACAAGACCAUCAUAGAUACUGGUUAUGUUAUCAAAGCAGUAACAGAUUAUGUGAAGAAGAAUGUGAAGACUGUUAUUCAGAGUAUGAAGGAGUUUCAGGACCAAGAGGAAACGAAAUCAGGAGUGAUGGCGCUACAUAUCAAUGGAUAGACAUGGGACAGUUUC